GCAUCAGAUCGGCUUCAAAAGUAGCGCCGAGUGUCUACAAACGAACGGGCGGGGUGCAUGAACACAGUAGACGACAUGUUUGCGGGGCACUCAAUCGCAACACCACGAAUACAUCAGGAAUACACACGUUUGGUCUUGUGCCAUCUUGCCUCAUUCCACCGUCCAUUCGUUCAUCUUCUUCAUGGUGCGCAUCGACAGCUUCAAAGAGGCUUCUGAGGCCUUCAGGGCCCAUCUCCCUGACCUCUCCACUGACCGCUUCACUACCGCCGCCCGACAAGAUGUCUACGAGUACGCCCGCUUCUUCAAGGAAAAUCAUGCUCCUCCAUGGCUUUUCGAAUUGACCCAGGCAUGGGAGAAAUUGUAUGCUGAACCCUUCAAAAGUGUCACAACCGACGGUGUCGUGCGAGACGGGCUGUUCACGGUGCAGGAUGAGGGCCUGGAUAUCCAAACAGUCGCCAACGCUGCUGAGGAGCUCCUCGGAAAAUUGGAUUCCGAGCAGAAAGACAAACUGCAGUAUCCAGUGACUGCUAGAGAAUGGCGAGCAUGGUCGAAUCCAGAGAUAUUGCUCAGACCGUUUGGCUUGCGCCUAGAGGAAGUUCGCGAACCCAUCUGUGAAGCGAUACUACGUCUGAUCGAGUCCUCCCUGUCGCAAGAGGGCUAUCAAAAAGCAUUAGGCGCAAUGCGCAUCAACCACUUCUUGGGAGAGAUUGUGAAGCUUCCUCGCAUCAUGAACCAAUUCUCAUACAACUUCCUCCUCUUCGGUUCCCCUUCAGCGCUGCCCUCGUCACCGUGGGGCUGGCUCCUGUACGGCCAUCACCUCUGCCUGGCUGUCUUCUUCCGAGGACCUCAAGUCGUCAUAGCGCCGACAUUCACGGGCGCAGAACCGAACAUCAUCGAUGCCGGCGAAUGGGCCGGAACAGAGAUCCUGCGCAAAGAGGGAGACCUCGGUCUUAAAUUCAUGCAGAGUCUCCUGUCCGAACAGCAGAAACGUGCACAGACAUACGAGCUACUGAAGGAUCCGGCAAUGAAGCAGGACGGCGACCUGCUGACGGAUCGCUGGAACCGGGACGACCAACGCCAUCUGUGCGGCGCCUUCCGCGAUAAUCGCAUCGUCCCUUAUGAGGGUAUAACCUGUUCCUCGUCGGAGCUAUCCGAGGAGCAACAGAACCUGCUCUUGGAGAUCUUGGAAGAGUUCAUCAUCUACCUCCCGCCCAAGUCCCGAGCUCUUAAACUGGCCGAGAUACGAAAGCACCUCGACGAGACGUAUUUUAGUUGGAUUGGCCGCUAUGGGGACGACGAUCCUUUCUACUAUCGCAUCCAGAGUCCCGUCAUCCUCGCCGAGUUCGACCAUCAUUCUGGUGUUUUCCUGUCGAAUACCGAGCCUGCGAAGUUCCACACGCAUACCAUCGUCAGAGUGCCGAAUGCGGGCGAUUAUGGUCAGGCGAUCCGCGAGCCACAACAUAGGCUGUGAAAAUUGUUUUAAGUGAUUCUCAUUUUCAUGUACUGUACGAAGUGUAUUGUGGUUGAUUAUGCUGAGACACGGUGCUCUCAGACCCGUUGCAGGCAACGACAGGGUAUAAUAUAAACGAAAUUCGAUCUAUGCGGGAUAUCGACCGCUAUAUGACAAACGAUGAUGACGAGUUGGAAGCGGAAUAG
Molecule: messenger RNA, 1656 nt
Organism: Westerdykella ornata
Lineage: Eukaryota; Fungi; Ascomycota; Dothideomycetes; Pleosporales; Sporormiaceae
Exons: 2
Coding region: 182-1471 (429 amino acids)
Source: RefSeq, a predicted model, not a curated record